This is a messenger RNA of Lolium rigidum, 510 nucleotides long. RefSeq lists its product as uncharacterized. The record is from RefSeq and is a predicted model, not a curated record. The transcript is spliced from 3 exons. NCBI's taxonomy places the organism in Eukaryota, Viridiplantae, Streptophyta, Magnoliopsida, Poales, Poaceae. Bases 38 to 376 code for a protein of 112 amino acids.
UUUCAGAAAGGAUUCUAAAAAGUGCCCUACAUUUACCAUGCUAAAGACAUUGGUACUCAAUGAUUGGUGUGUAGCUGCUGACUUAGGUGUAUUAGUUCGCCUUCUCCAGCACACACCAGUUCUGGAGAAUCUUACUCUCCAACUUCAACCUCGUGAGGAAUCUGUAGUUGAAACAGAUGAAAGCUAUAACCUAGCAGAACAGCUGUUGUUACUGAAGCAUCUAAAGGUAGUUGAAAUCAAAUGUUAUAAGGAAGAUGAGGUGGUUCACAAAAUAGUAUCAAUCCUGAGUACCUUUGGAGUACUUCCUGAGCAAAUUGACAUUGAACAAAAUUUCUUUCGGGCUCCAGAAAGCUGCAGUUUUGAGUUCUCAGAUUAAGGUGCAAGCUGUGAUGGAUGAUGGAUCUACUACAUCUUAUCAUUUAGAAUGUUGUUGCUGGAACCUGCAGCCAUGGGUUUGCUGUCUUCUGCGUUUUUGGAUUUUAUGUAUCAGUCCGGUUGUAUCAGGAAGUG